GAGCCCCGUGGUGUAGAACUCCACCGUGUGGCUCUGACACAGCGGAAGUCCCCAUCGGAGGAACUCUGCGACUGCCCGUAGUCGCUCGGUUACUGUCCCCGCGGAAGGCUCCGGAGGCAACGGGUAAUUCUCUCGGGAGGCGGCCGGCGAGGGCUCCCGAGGACACUUCGACAUGGUGAGCCCCGCACAGAAACCGCGAGCCAAUCAUCGAAGAGAAAACGCUGGGGAGGAGUACCGAUAGCUCAGCAUCGAUGGGGCUGGUUGUCGUCUCCGCCCCCCUUCCCGAGCUCGACCUUUCUUCCCAGGCAAAGUGAAUCAAGUGCCGAGCUAAGCUGUUUCUACGUUGUUCCCAAUCGGAUACCCCUGCAGCUGAAAAGACGACGGUGACACCUACUGAUGACAUCGGCAACGUGCGACAAAAUCGAAUAGCUUGCAUGAUGGCGCCAGUUGGGAAGAAAAGAGACUCUCCGAGCUUCAAUAGAAAAGGAGGCAAAGAAAAAGACCCGGCUGGCCUGAGUCGGAAGCAGCCCCGGCGAUGGGACGCGCGUCCGUUUAGGGGAAGCCUCCAGGAGGGUCAAGGCUUUGCCAUUUGGAGAAAACAAAAGAUUCAACGUGCCUACAAAAAGUUACUUAAAAAGGAAAGACAUGUGAAUCCUCAGAAGAAUGUUGGGUUUACUGAAGAUUAUCCAGAACAUCUGAAACAUCUUUAUUUAGCUGAAGAGGAAAUGCUUCGGAAACAACAGAAACCUAAACAUAAACUAGUAGUACUUGAAGAGAAGGAGACUGUAACUUCAGAGAGCAAUGUGAUUCAGAGAAAACUUAAAGCAAAAACUUCAAACCAGAAAGCAAAAGAGGAUUAUGAAAAAAUAAAGACUGAACGAAACGAGAAAAAAGAAGCAGCCAAAAGAAGAAGAGAAGAAAGAGAGAAAGCUCAAAAACUUUAUAAACAGAAGAAAAUGGAAGCAUACAAAAUAUUAAGUAAAAGGACUAGAAAAGGACAACCAAAUCUAAAUUUACAAAUGGAAUAUCUACUUCAAAAAAUUGAGGAAAAAGCAUAACUUGUCAUAUUGUUUUAAAUUAUAGACACAAAAAAAUGAUAAUAUGAACUGGUUAUGGACUUUUUUCCCUAUGGCCUUUAAAUUUUGUAGUAUCAGCUAUUUUUAAAGUUUAAAGUUAUAAUGAAAAUAUUUUUGCAAAUGGAAAUCUAUUUGCAAGGACUUUUAAAGUUUAAAUUACAAUUUGAAUAGGCUAACUAUAUUAAAAUGUUCUUUGUAUUUUUUAGAAAUGCAGCUAAACUUUCGGAAUAUAUAUGGUGCAUUUGUACUGUGACUUAAAAACAGAUUUUUUUGCCUUCAUACAGAUAGCCCUCAAUGUACAACUGUUCAUUUAGUGACCUUGCAAAGUUACAUCAAGUACUGAAAAAAAUGACUUAUGACCAUUUUUCACACUUGCAACCAUUGCAGCAUCCCCAUGAUCAUCAAUUGUGUUGUAAAUGUUGUACCUUGAUGAACGUAUCUUUUCUUUUAUGUACACUGAGAGCAUAUGCACCAAGACAAAUUCCUUGUGUGUCCAAUCACACUUGGCCAAUAAAAAAUUCUAUUCUAUUAUGUAAUCAGAAUUCAGAUGCCUGGUAACUGACUCAUAUUUAUGAUGCUUGCAGUGUCGCAGGGUCAUGUGAUCCCUUUUGCAUCAUUCUCACAAGCAAAAUUAAUGGGAAUGCCAAAUUUAUUUAACAACUGUAUCACUACUUAACUUGUGUCCCACUCCUCCUCUGACGGCCGGGUCAGGUAAGUCCGUAUCAAGUGUGCCUCUGCAGCUUUGCCAAAGUUCUGUCAGAGUUCUCAGGGCAGGCAGGAGACCAGGAUGUGACUUCAGCAAUCCAAAUUAGACUUUGCCUGACUAAAAGAAUGACAGAAAGCAGAUCCUUUAUAUAGGCCAUGGGGUGUGGCUCCAUGACUCAGCACUUAUCCAGGCCUGCCCCUCCCUUCCUUUUGCUGACGUCGCCUCUCCACUCUUCGGAAGCAUGGGUCCCUCCAGCUGCCGUGCCGGCAAGUCCAGCUCGUGACUGGCUUCACACUCUCCAGGCUCACAUGCUGUGGGGGAGGGGGCCAGCUGCUCCGUUUGUCCGGGCAUGGUGCCAGAACUGGGGGCUGAGGCAUGUCAAGCCAUUCGUCUUGCUCGGUCUGUCCGGGCAUGGUGCCAGGACUGGGGGCUGGAGGCAUGCCAGGACAUUCUUCUGCAUUAUCAGCGUCCGGCAGGAGAUGAGAGGGGCCCGGCUGCGGAGAGGGGGGCGAGCGAGGCACAACAUAACAUUUACAGUGAUUCACUUAACAACUGUGGCAAGAAAGGUUAUUAAAUGGGGCAAAAUUAACAGAAAUGUUGGGCUUCAUUGUAGUCGUAUGUUGAGGACUACCUGUACAAUUUUUACACAGUGGGCAUGCAUAGAAGUGCAUUGCUGGUUUCAAUACAAUUGAUCUUUGAUUUAGUUUAAAGUUUGCAGUACUUCAUUUUCCUCUGUUCUUUGUUUUCUUUUGUAUACAUUCAAAAAUUCACUAACUGACUAUGAACAAAGUGUUCUUGGCAUAACUUGAUAAAAUACAAAUAGAGUUUCUAAAUGUUUGCCAAAUAUAGUGUAAUUAUUACAAUGAUAAACCUGAGCAUAUAAACAUAUUUAAAGAACAAUUGCUUACGGAAAUAUAACAGGAUUAAUUUUUAAAAAACAUAGGAAUAUAUGGGAUUAAUGGGAUCUAGUUGGAACAGGGUAGGAAAAUGUUGUGUAUGUAAUGUAUAUUGUAUAUGUAUAUUAUAUAUGUAUAAUCUACGUAUAGAUAACAUUCAACACUGAAAAUUAUAAUAAAUGGUUUAGGAGCAUCUUCAGUAACCAGAUGCCUAGAUGCUAGUAGGUCAAUACUAUUAAAUAUUUCAUAAACAAUC
Ahaetulla prasina is the source of this 2934-nucleotide messenger RNA. It is a transcript of the gene CCDC59, whose product is annotated as coiled-coil domain containing 59. Bases 435 to 1058 code for a protein of 207 amino acids. NCBI's taxonomy places the organism in Eukaryota, Metazoa, Chordata, Lepidosauria, Squamata, Colubridae. The record is from RefSeq and is a predicted model, not a curated record. Gene Ontology annotation, cellular component: nucleus. The transcript is spliced from 4 exons.